Molecule: messenger RNA, 1585 nt
Organism: Oxyura jamaicensis (ruddy duck)
Lineage: Eukaryota; Metazoa; Chordata; Aves; Anseriformes; Anatidae
Product: GLIPR1-like protein 2
Exons: 6
Coding region: 95-886 (263 amino acids)
Source: RefSeq, a predicted model, not a curated record
GCCGGAGGGUUUUGGGGGGGGUUGGUUCGCGAAGGUUCUGGAAGGGGCUUGGGGCGCCUCGCGGGGCGCGGAGCGUUGGGGCGGCUGCGGCGCCAUGGGGCUGGGGCUGUGGGCGGCGGUGCUGGCCCUGGGGCCGGUGCUGGGGGCGGCCUGGAUUGAGCCCGUCUUCCCCGGCAUCGCCGAUAAGGCUUUCAUCAGGGACUGCGUGAGCACCCACAACGAGUACCGCCGCAGGGUCCAGCCCGCCGCCAGCAACAUGCGGCACAUGACCUGGGAUGCAGCUUUGGCAAGGACGGCCAGGGCAUGGGCAAAUAAAUGCCUUUUUAAACAUAACAUAUAUUUAAGUAUGAGGUAUCAAUGUCAUCCUACUUUUGCAUCUGUUGGAGAGAAUAUUUGGGUUGGAAGUCAUCAAAUAUUUGAUGUUCGGACUGCCAUUAGAACAUGGCAUAAUGAGAACAGAUUCUACAAUAUCUCAGUGCACACAUGUGCUAAGUAUUGCAAUCAUUACACGCAGGUUGUUUGGGACAAUUCGUACAAACUAGGCUGUGCUGUUGUUUUUUGUAAGGAAGUUGCAGGAAUAAGAAAUGCAGCAAAUUUUAUUUGCAACUAUGGACCAAGCGGUAAUUUUCCAAGGAGACCAUAUAAAGAAGGAGUACCCUGCAGUCAAUGUUCAAAAGGGGACACCUGUAGAUAUAAAUUGUGUAGAAAUGCAGAACGUGAUAAAAUUAUCUAUUACUCAAGAUGGCAUCCCCCUUGGGAGUUCAGAAUUAUAUGUGAUGAGGCUUGUGUCACGCUUAUAGUUUCGAGAGCAUUGUUCAUGUUUCUUGUUGUUUUAAUUGUUUAUUUUAUCAAAAAGCACUUUACAAACAUGCAUAUGUCCACAUAACUGUAUUUGAAAUACAUACUAUAUUCUGAAGAUAAUCUCUAAUGAAUUAAGCAAAAAUCUUAUUGCGUUAACUUUAAUGACAGCUUUCUUUUCGAGUAAUUUUGUUACUACUUUAUGCUCUUUAUAAAAAGAUAACAUGCUAUAAAACUGAACAUACUUGUAGGUAAGACCCAGGCUGGGGAAAUAUUAAGCUAAAGAUGGCAUCUGAUAAGAUCCAAGGCAUUGUUUUUAAUUACCACAUUUACAUAUUUAACUGCAUUUAAUUACCAAAUUUGCAUAUUACAUUCCUGGAAGACAAGGAGAAAAUUAAUUAUCAGUUAAAUAACUGUUACGAUUCAUCCUAAGCCAGUAUUUGAAAUGACAAUUGCUGAAUUUAGAUGCUGAGAGGAAGUACAUUUUAUUAUGUACUCAGUCCUGUUUCCUAGAGUGAUAGAAUGUUCCGACUAAAAUAUAUAAAGUAAGAAGGUUCUGUAGAAACAGUUCUUUAGAAUUCUUGAUGUUUGACAAGUUAGUACAAUUUGGUUUUUAUUCAGUAAUGUAUUUAUUGUUCCUCCUUCAAAGUAAAAUGUUAAACCUUGUGUUUCAUUUAUAAACUUUUUAUUUUCUUUGUUUUAACCUGUACUGUUAAUUAUGCAUAAAGUAUUUCUUGUUCUGUAAGUGUUCUAAAGUUUUAAUAAUAAAUUUUAUUUUUUCUGGAAA